CUCAUUGGCAUCUUCGACCUUCGACUUAUUUCCUCCUUUUACAACUACCCCCAUCUCUUAUUCUUUUUUUCUUUUUGCUCCAUCGUCUCGUUUUUUUUUUCUUCUGGGUUCUGUCGCUCGCGACCUGUCAGACCCGUUUCCUUGUGUGUUUGGCCAGCUUGCUUAGCUUUUCUUACUUGUUGUUUGUUGGUUUCUCUGGGGUUUCUCCCAUCCGUCUACAUUCGACUCUGUGCAGCUUAAGCGCUUGGCUCUGUCACUGCUGUCCCCUGCGAUCUACGAUUACCUUCCUAUCGACAUCUCAGCAUAUUCUCUCGCCAAUCAUACAUCUCGAAACCGAUUUAUGUUUGGAAAACCUGUCGGAUCAUCUACGAUUUGCUUCUGAAAUUAUUGCUCUUUGUUUGGACCCAUACAAAGACCAUUGGAUCUCCAAAAAAAAGCCCCGCGAUCAACGUCUGUCCCCCUCUGCACCAGCCGUAUAGUUAUCGGACUAGCUUCUCAGAGCGACGUUGGCCCUCUGCUUUCCCGGUCCUUUUCGGUUUUCCGCUGCUUUUCAGCACUCUUUGGAACAUUCGCGAUCGCCUUUUCCUAUCCCAACCUUUUCAGACGCCUAUACACGAUGGCCGAGAACGCCCCCGCUUCCACCCCUUCUUCGCUUCCGUCGGCACCCCAGCCUGCUGCUGCUCAAAACCAGCAGUACGACGGCGCCCAAGGCAAUGGCCAGACCAACCCUUCCCAUAUGCCCCCGCCUCCACGGCCCCCCGUGGUGAUCCCCCAGAAUACAAACCCGAUUCCCACUGCCAUCUCCUCGCCCCUGUCUGGCAACAUGAUGUCCCCCACUAGCGCCGGUGGUUACGUUCGCCGGGCUGCCCCCGAACCCAACAAGAGAGCUCUCUACGUCGGUGGUCUGGACCCCCGCGUCACGGAGGAUAUCUUGAAGCAGAUUUUCGAGACCACGGGCCACGUGGUUAGCGUCAAGAUUAUCCCCGACAAGAAUCAGACACUGAUGUCGUCUCAACAGUUCAACAGCAAGGGUUACAACUACGGCUUCGUCGAGUUCGAUGAUCCCGGUGCUGCUGAACGCGCCAUGCAGACUCUCAACGGCCGCCGCAUCCAUCAGUCGGAAAUCCGCGUCAACUGGGCCUACCAGUCCAACAGCACCAGCAAGGAAGAUACCUCCAACCAUUUCCACAUCUUUGUUGGUGACCUGAGCAACGAGGUGAAUGAUGAGGUCCUGACUCAGGCCUUCUCUGCCUUUGGUUCCGUCUCCGAGGCUCGUGUCAUGUGGGACAUGAAGACUGGUCGCUCCCGUGGCUACGGCUUCGUUGCCUUCCGGGACCGCGCCGAGGCCGACAAGGCUCUUAACUCGAUGGAUGGCGAGUGGCUCGGCUCUCGCGCUAUCCGCUGCAACUGGGCCAACCAAAAGGGGCAGCCCUCAAUCUCACAGCAGCAGGCCAUGGCCGCCAUGGGCAUGACCCCCACCACUCCCUUCGGUCACCACCACUUCCCUACCCAGGGUAUCCAGAGCUACGAGAUGGUCGUGCAGCAGACCCCACAGUGGCAGACUACCUGCUACGUCGGCAACCUCACCCCUUACACCUCUCAGGGCGACCUCGUGCCCCUGUUCCAGAACUUCGGAUAUGUCCUCGAGACUCGUCUCCAGGCUGACCGUGGCUUCGCCUUCGUCAAGAUGGACACGCAUGAGAAUGCCGCCAUGGCUAUUUGCCAGCUGAAUGGCUACCAGGUCAACGGCCGUCCUCUGAAGUGCAGCUGGGGCAAGGACCGACCUCCCACCGGCCAGUUUGACAACUUCUCCCCGCAGCAGGCCGCUGCUCCUCCGUUCAACAACGGCCCGGGCUUCUUCCCCCAGUACGGAGGUCCCGCCAAUCCCAUGAAUCAAGAGGCGUAGGUCCUGCCCCUGCUGGCCGAGGCUGGGACCAACAAGGCAACAACUUCGGUGGCCCCGGUAUGCCUGCCCAGGGCUAUGCUCAAGGAAACGCCGGCGGCUACGGUCGUGGCCAGCCCAUGUCCCCGUCUGGUAACUGGGACCAGUCCAACAACAACUUCAACGGAGCCUACCAGGCGUAGAUUCUCCCGUGCCUGUCCCCUAGGAGAUGGAUACUCACCUCUUUCACAAUGAGCCCGUUACAUCUCGACAUUGGGACAUUGGCUGGAUCACACCUCACAGUCGUUGUGGUUCUCAAGUACUUCCCCCUCCUCUUUCUCUCCCACCACCUCCUCAUUCUACGCAUCUCUCCCAUUUCCAUCUGCUAUUCAUUUUUCUUUCUAAAUUGCCUGUUUAAGUGGAUUACCAAGCGAUCAAAAUGCUUUUGUCUUGAAAUGGAAUUUGUGUGUUGUGCACCGAAUACCCCAAAUCCACUUUGUUGGUUCGAUCUUUCCUUUAUCAUUUCGUCUUAUUCUACUCUGCCUUGCCUUUUCCUCCCCCGUGGGCAUGCACGGACUGGUCCAAUGGCUUGUUCUUGAAUUGUUUGCUCGUGAUCCAAAAUAAAAGCGA
Penicillium brasilianum is the source of this 2512-nucleotide messenger RNA. The record is from the annotation of a GenBank genome assembly. Lineage: Eukaryota; Fungi; Ascomycota; Eurotiomycetes; Eurotiales; Aspergillaceae.